Molecule: messenger RNA, 505 nt
Organism: Paramecium octaurelia
Lineage: Eukaryota; Ciliophora; Oligohymenophorea; Peniculida; Parameciidae
Source: the annotation of a GenBank genome assembly
AUGAAUUGGGGCAAAUGCAAACCUUAUUUGUAUAUGGAUGAAAGCAUUCCAGUAAUCGUCCUCGGACCUAAUUGUAAAAGAGGCUUAACCAUUAGUUCUACAGUUUUUGUGGGCCUAUAUCGCUUAUGCAAUUUAUGGCUUCAUCUUAUUGAUUUUGCUAUUUUCAAGGGAGUUCGGAUUCUACAGACUAUCUUUAAGCGUAGUCUCCUAUGCUUCAACCUUAACAAACUACUUUCUGGCAGCCUUCAUGAAUCAAGGAGUUAGCAAUUAUAAUUAUCAAUAUUAUCAAUAACCAACUAAAUAUUGUGAAAUUUGUGACCAAAGAUAACAAAAAUAUACAGAACACUGUGACUCUUGCGGAGUCUGUAUCGAAGGUCAUGAUCAUCACUGUCCAUGGAUUGGCAAAUGUGUUGGCAGACACAAUAAGCGAUACUUUUAUGUCUUUAUAUUCAGUUUAUUUGUAUUCCAAAUUUCAAGUAUAUUGAUUUUCGCAAAUAUUUUAUGA